AUGCCUCCAAACGAGCCCAUUGCCAUUGUGGGAAGUGCAUGCCGGUUUCCAGGCGACGUUAACAACCCCUCAAAGUUAUGGGAACUUUUAAAAGAACCCAGAGACUUACAAACUGAGGUACCCAAAGACAGGUUCAACAUUGACGCGUUUUAUCACCCUGACGGCUCUCAUCAUGGCCGAACGAAUGCGCGUCACGGAUAUUUCUUGAAGGACUCGCCUCAGACCUUUGAUGCUUCUUUCUUCAAUAUUCAAGCUGGAGAGGCAGAGAGUAUAGAUCCACAACAACGGUUGCUACUAGAAGUCACUUAUGAUGCCGUUUCAGCCGCUGGAUACGGCUUGCAUGACCUUCGCAACUCCAACACAGCAGUAUAUGUCGGCAUCAUGACCCAUGACUUUGAACUCCUCAAAGUAAAUGACACGAACCACAACCCCACGUACUUUGCAACAGGUGCUGCCACCAGCAUCGCGUCAAACCGCCUGUCUUAUUUCUUUGACUGGCACGGCCCUAGUAUGACUGUUGAUACGGCAUGUAGUUCUUCACUUGUUGCUGUGCACCUUGCUGUGCAGCAAUUGAGGAGUGGAUUGAGCAAGACAGCAAUAGCUGCGGGUUCCAACUUGAUUUUGUCACCAAUGAACUACAUUACAGAGAGCAAGCUGAAUAUGCUCUCGCCCACCGGUAGAUCUCGCAUGUGGGACAAUGCGGCCGAUGGUUAUGCCAGAGGUGAAGGUGUCGCAACAGUGGUACUUAAAACUCUCAGCCAAGCACUACGUGAUGGGGAUGCCAUUGAGUGUAUUAUUCGUGAGACGGGCGUCAAUCAGGAUGGGAAAACGACGGGCAUCACAAUGCCGAGCCACGUAGCUCAAGAAGCUCUAAUUCGCGAUACCUAUGCCCGAGCAGGUCUCGAUCUCUCAAAAGCAGAAGAUCGUUGCCAAUUCUUCGAAGCGCACGGAACUGGUACACCUGCAGGUGACCCUCAGGAAGCUGAGGCGAUUGCAAGCGCAUUUUUUAGUAAAGAAGAUGGAACGACUCAUACAAAAAGCGAUACCCUGUUUGUUGGUAGUCUCAAGACAGUCAUUGGACACACUGAGGGAACUGCUGGCAUUGCUGGCCUGUUGAAGGCAUCUCUUGCUCUACAACACAGGAUGAUUCCUCCAAACAUGCUUUUUGACAACCUUAGUGCAAAAGUAGCACCUUUCUAUCAGCACUUGAGGAUCACCACAGAAGCCCAGCCAUGGCCGAAGAUUGAACCAGGCCAGCCGCGCAGAGCGAGCGUCAACUCUUUCGGAUUUGGCGGUACAAAUGCGCAUGCCAUUGUUGAGGAAUAUAGCCCGAGCAGCGAUGUAGCGAUCAUGGAAACAACCCGCAGUUCAUCUCAUAGCUCCGUCGCCUACGCCUUGCCAUUAGUGUUGUCAGCCAAGUCAGAACGCUCGCUUAAAGCUUUAUUGAAGAACAUAACUCAUUUCAUCAAAUCCAAACCAGAUGUCAACAUGCUGGACCUUAUCUGGACAAUGCUCGUCAAGCCAUCUGUCCUUCCAUAUCGCCAAGCAAUUACGGGCUCGUCCAUGGAAACUCUUUUACAUGCACUGGAAGCUGCAAUUGAAGGGCCUGUCGAAUCAACGGCCAAUUUACGUUGCUUCGCAAGCUCAAAGGAAAAGCCUCGUCUCCUGAGUGUAUUCACUGGACAGGGUGCUCAGUGGCCGGGCAUGUUGAAAGAGCUCAUCCUGGCUAUCCCUUACGUCCGCGAUGUCAUAGUUGAACUCGACAACGCGCUCCAGGCUCUACCAUCUCAGUAUAGGCCUGAUUGGACUUUAACUGAACAGUUUAUGCUAGAAGGCGAGGAUUCUAACGUUACUAAAGCUGACUUCGCCCAGCCGCUUUGUUGCGCAGCUCAGAUUGUCCUGGUACGACUGCUAACCGCUGCUGGUGUGGAGUUCACAACAGUUAUCGGGCAUAGCUCAGGUGAGAUUGCUUGCGCUUUUGCCGGGGGGUUCAUUAGUGCCUCACAAGCAAUCCGGAUUGCUUAUCUCCGUGGAUUCGUUUCCAAGCAUGCUUCAUCUCCAAGCGGCGAAGACGGAGCUAUGUUGGCUGCAGGGACGUCACUUGAAGAUGCUCAGGAGCUCUGCAGCUUGGAGAUGUUUGAGGGCCGCAUAUGUGUCGCAGCUAGCAAUUCUCCUGAUAGCACCACACUUUCAGGCGAUGCAGAUGCCAUCACUGAGAUGAAGGCUAUCCUUGAGGAUGAGUCUAAGUUCGCCAGGAUGCUAAAAGUCGAUAAAGCAUAUCACUCUCAUCACAUGCUUCCUUGCUCAUCACACUACGUCAAAGCCUUGAAGGAUUGCGGUUGCGAGUUUGGCGAUGGUGCCGGAUCUUCAGCCGUAUGGUACUCUUCCGUCCAUCAAAAUAAGCAAAUGAGUGCAGCCGACGUCACCGCUCAGUACUGGAACGACAAUUUGGUGUCUCCUGUACGAUUCAUGCAGGCUGCUGAGUCUGCAGCCAUCAACCAUGAUACGCUUGAUGCCGCCAUUGAAGUGGGUUGUCAUCCAGCUCUCAAGGCUCCGUGCCUCACCACCUUGAAGACUGUCAUUUCCAAAGACGUCCCCUAUACUGGCUGUAUGCAACGAGGCUCCAAUGACGUGGAAGCUUUUGCCAGCGCCCUCGGCUAUCUUUGGGAGUCAUUAGAUCUGGGCGCUUUUGACCCUACACGGCUCAUAUCUGAGGUUCUUUCGCCCGAGGAAGCCCCGCGAAGCUUGGCCAAGGAACUCCCACAAUAUCCAUGGGACCAUAUUCGAAACCACUGGACCGAGACACGUGUAAUCCAUAGCCACCUUCAUGGCCCUAGACCUCAUCUUCUCUUGGGUGCGCUAUCAUCAUCAAGUACGGCUUCAACUUUGCAAUGGCACAACACCAUCAGACCUCGGGAUCAUGAGUGGUUACAGGGUCACUCACUCCAGGGUCAGGCUGUUUUUCCAGCCGCAGGUUAUAUUGUUAUGGCCAUGGAGGCAGCAAUGCAGGCUUCUGCAGAGCAUUCCGUGAAGCUUGUGGAGGUUUGCAACUUGAGCAUCGACAAAGCUGUAACAUUUGAGGAUGAAAGCAGCCCUGCAGAGUUAAUUCUUACAGCAGGAAUUCGUCGUGCUGAUCCGGCCCAGUCGAGACAAAUCACUUUAGACUUCACUAUUGACUCUUGUCUUGCUAAAGAGUCUAAACCUUCAACGUCUGCCAAGGGUCAAAUUGUCGUCACUCUUGGAGAGGUUGUGCCAGACGAACAUGUCCUACCACCUGCCCAAUCGGAACCCCCUCAUGCGACUAGCAUCAACAUGAAAAACUUCUACCUUGAGCUUGACGAGCUUGGUUUCGAUUACAGCAAGGACUACCGCUGCAUAUACACCUUGGCGAGGGCUGAUGCUAAGGCCGCCGGUACCAUGGCUUUCCCCACGCUGCACGACGGGCCUCGUCCCAUUGUCUUGCAUCCGGCAUCCAUGGACCUCGCGUUUCAGACCAUAAUGGGAGCAUACUCGGCCCCUGGUGACAAGCGCUUAAGAUCCAUUUACGUGCCUGUUCAUAUUGAUCGGAUUACACUCGUCCCUGCGCUCUGUGCCGCAGCACUUGAAUCCGGGUCUCCAGAACACGCUGUGCGGUUCAAUACUACAAACACCUACGACAAGGGUGACGUGCUAGCCGGAGAUGUAACAGUAUCUUCUGCCAUUGACAAUAACCAAGUUCUCUAUCGCGUUGAGAACCUUCUCCUAAAGCCAUUAUCCAAACCGUCAGCGUCAGAGGAUCAUCGUGCAUUUACUAAGACGGUCUGGGGGCCAUUGAAGCCGAAAAAGCUUUUGGACAACCCCGACCUGUGGGCUACCGAACAGGACAAGGAAGUAAUUCCAGUGAUCGAACGCGUCUGUUAUUUCUUCAUGAAGGACUUCGUAGGGCAGCUUACUGAAGAGGACCGUGCCAAUGCUACCGGACCUCAUCAGAGAUAUAUCUACUGGAACGAGCACGUUUCCUCCAAGGUAAAAGAGGGAACGUGGCACGAAUGGUAUGACCCAGCCUGGGAGAACGAUACUCGCGAGCAGAUUGAAAACCUUUGUGCAGAACACUGGUAUCACCCACAUAUCAAGAUGGCUAAGCGAGUGAGCGAGAACUCACUGGCAACAAUACGCGAGAACAUUAACCCCUUUCUUUGGAUGGACAACGAUGGGUUGCUGGAGGAGUUCUACCAGAGCUAUCUCACCAGUGGCCCAGGCUGGCUGUAUGGACAAGAUCUUGUCGGCCAGAUCUGUCAUCGUUAUCAGAACAUGGAUAUUCUUGAGAUAGGUGGUGGCACCGGCUCGGCAACAAAGUACAUCUUGGACAUCCCGCAACUAGGUUUCAACAGCUAUACCUUCACAGACAUCUCCCCUGCCUUUUUCGAAAAGGCACAAGAGCAUUUCUCAAAACACGAAGACCGCAUGAUCUACCAGAAGCUGGACAUCACACGGAGCCCUCAAGAACAAGGCUUCAAGCCUCACUCAUACGACAUGGUCGUUGCCUCGUCCGUCCUCCACGCCACCCCAAAGCUGGCGGAGACCAUGGCUAACGUCCGCUCACUGCUGAAACCUGGCGGUCAUGUCGUUCUGCUGGAAGCUACUCACCGAGACCACACCCGCGUCGGUUACCUCUUUGGCCUAUUCCCAGACUGGUGGGCUGGCAUCGAUGAAGGUCGAGAUUUAGACCCCUUCGCUGAUAUUGAGCAAUGGAACGCCAUUUUCAAGCAGACUGGUUUCUCUGGUGUCGACACGCGUACUUUAGAUCGCCACGGCAAUCUGUUUCCCAACACUCUCUUUUGUACGCACGCAGUCAACACAAAGAUGGCACGACUGGACGCACCGCUAUCCGCGCCCUUAGAAUCGUCUCCGCCGCUGGUUAUCGUUGGUGGCGGCUCUGAGAAAUCAUGUCGUAUUCUCAAAGAGAUUAGCACGACCUUGUCUCGCCGCGAGACCGUUCACGUGCCCCGCUUAGAGGAUCUACUUACCACUUCCAUUGCCCCUAGAUCAACUUUCCUUGUCCUCUCCGAGCUCGACCGCGAGACUUUCUCGGAUAUCGACGAGACUAGGUUCAGCGCAGUCAAGUCCCUUCAUAGCCUCGCUGGUCACGUUCUCUGGCUGACUGAAAAUGCGAUUACUGAAAAUCCCUACCAGGCUAUGAGCAUUGCAUUCCUUCGGUCAACACGGCUUGAGUACCCAUCCAUCUACAUCCAGUCUCUGGAUGUCGAUGACGCCCAGCAUCUAGACAUCACUUUCCUAGCCGAACUAUUGCUACGCUUGGAGCAGUCCUCUGGUGCGAAGGAUGAAAUCCUCUGGACCUUGGAGCCAGAAAUCUACAUCUCCAAGUCUGAAGCUUAUAUACCUCGUAUCAAGCAUGAUGUGGACCGCAAUAACCGCAUCCUCUCGAAGCGCCGCGCGAUUGAGACCGCCGUGGACGUACACAAGACUCCAGUCGCUCUCAAAACUUCGAACCACCACCAUUAUCUAGAGUUGUGUGACACUCUGUCUCCUCUCGGAACAGGGUCCCCUGGCUUAACCCAGAUACAUGUUGAGGUCGACGUCGCCCUCGCUAACGCCAUUCGAGUGGGCGAUAUUGGAUUCUGGCAUCUUUUGCAAGGCACAGUUGCCAGCACCGGCAAAUCAGUCAUUGCACUCUCGGAUACGAACGCUUCAAUUGUUGACGUCCACCCCAGCCUUGCCUUUGAUGUAGCAGAAACCGGUAACACAACUGAGAAGUCCUCUAUGUUAGUAGCAGUUGCCGGAAACCUUAUCGCACAAAAGAUUGUUUCCCUCCUAUCUCAUGGUGCAUCAAUUCUCGUCAUGGAGCCGCCUAACUUGUGCGCGGAUGCCAUCUUGGAUGCAGCGAAGAGCAAGAAUAUCACAGUAUACUUCGCAACGGCACAGCCCUCUUCAUCAAGGACGGCUUCAUGGAUUUACCUACAUCCAUACGAAACGGACGGUAGCAUUUCCAAAGCGCUUCCGAUGAAACUUGCGGCAUUUUUCGACUUUUCAAGUAAAGAAAGCGCCAGCGCCGGCUUGAGUUCUCGUGUUACGAGCCAUCUACCGCCAGGAUGUCUCGUAUUGGGUCUUGAACACUUCGUCCAACCCUCCGCCUCCCCCAUCAAUGUAAAAACGGGGGCUUCACAAAACGAAUUCAUUCAAAACGCUGUAUUAAUGGCAGUUACAAAACCUCUUGCUGAGAGCCAAGGUGGUGCAUCGAUCAUGAGAUCGGUCAGCGAUAUCAAAGACCUCCAAGAACUCUCCACGAACCUUUCCACUGUCAACUGGAGAUCUGAAAGUUGUGUGCCAGCCCGGGUGCGUGCCAUCGAUUCUGGAAAGCUCUUUGUUCAGGACAAAACUUAUCUCCUCCUCGGGCUUGCCGGGUCUCUCGGUCGAUCACUGGCCCGUUGGCUGGUUAAACACGGUGCUCGCCACGUCGUGAUCUCUAGCCGCAACCCUGAGAUCCGUGAUCCGAAGUGGAUGGGAGAAAUUCAGGAGCUGGGAGGCAAGGUCACGGUUAUGUCCAUUGACGUCUCCAAAGAAGCAUCAAUCAAAGAAAACCUCGCCCAAAUUCGAGAAACGCUUCCUCCUAUAGCCGGCAUUGCGUACGGACCAUUGGUUCUGCACGACGCACUUCUUUCCAACAUGGACCUUUCCAUUAUGAAUGUGCCUGUAAACUCCAAAGUAAUUGGAGCCAAAACUCUCCACGAGCAUUUCUCGAACCAAGUGGACAAUCCUCUUGACUUCUUUGUAAUGUUCUCAUCCGUCGCUACAGUGGGAGGUAACCCAGGUCAAGCAAACUACACCGCCGCAAACGCGUACCUCCAAGCCCUUGCCCAGAAGCGCCACGCUCAGGGCCUGCCUGCAUCGACAAUCCACAUCGGCGCCGUCAUCGGAGUGGGAUACCUCGCGAGAACGCAGCGCGAGGAGGAGUUCAAGCUCGCGUCCGAUACAGACACAAUCUCGGAGGACGAAUUCCUUACUCUCUUUGGAGAGGCCGUCGUCUCUGGACGAAAGACCUCAGGGUCUGGAUCGGCUGACAUUACCGAUACGUCCAACAUUGAGAUCAUUACUGGCAUUCCCGAGUUCAGCUCACGCCACAAGGACACGAUCAAAUUUUACGAGGAUCCUCGCUUCGGAAACCUCAGGGUUGCUGAGAUUCACCUUCUGAGGGCGAAGACCUUGGAUGAAGUCCGAGACAUUAUUAUCGAUGGUCUCUCGCAGAAGAUGCGCGGCAUUCUACAUAUUCCUACUGAUGAACAGGUCGACGCCACGGCUCCUCUUAUCGACCAAGGUGUCGACUCCCUAGGUGCCAUCACUGUCGGAUCAUGGUUCUCCAAAACGCUCAUGAUUGAGAUUCCGCUUUUGAGAGUCGUUAGCGGGGCUUCAAUUUCUGAACUUGCCGAAGAGGCAGCAGGACGUUUGCCACGAGCCGCCAUUCCUCUAGUCGCAUCCGAGGACGGAGCAAUUAUCACCAGCGACGAGGAUGACACAGGCAGCAGCAGAGAUUCGCAACUCGACGCAUCCAACAACACCUCCAUUUCUGACCUGAACGCUGAGGACAGUGUCAAGGAUGGUAACGGUAACACGGCUAACCCUCGUGAACUUCCAUUGUCCCUCAACCAGGAAUACUCGUGGAAGCUCCUUCAGCAGCUCUCGGACGACCCAACCAUAUUCCACAACACAAUCGGUGUUUUCAUGAAGGGUUCGGUCGAUCUAGACCGACUACAAAGCGCCUUGUGCUCAUCUCUGCAACGCCAUGAAAUCUUCCGCACAGCAUUUCCCCCAACAGGUGUCCAGCAAAUCUUGGCAACUGCGUCGUCAAACGUGAAAUUUUUCCAAGUCGCCGAUCGAACCGCAGCAGAAGAAGCGUACAAGAAGCUUGAGAAGGAGGAGUAUGACCUUGCCGCUGGCGAAACGCUCAAGCUCGUUGACUUCUACUGGGGCCAAGACGAGCACUUGUUCGUGGUGGGCUACCACCGUCUGGUCGGGGACGGUUCUACGACACAAAACUUCCUAGAUGAAGUCGGUAAGGUCUACGACGGUGUUUGGCUGUCGGCGGCGCCGCAGUACUCCAACUUUGCCAUCCGGCAGCGCUCCGAGGUCGAAAGCUUCCAGAUGGAGGCCGACAUCGCGUACUGGACAUCCAUGUACGCCUCCAUCCCGGCGGUGCUCCCUGUCCUCUCUCUUCCCCAGGCCCGAAAAGCCCGUAGCCCGGACUGCCCCGUACUCUGGGAGCAACAAGUCGGCAUGCUCCGCCUCGGCGCGGUCCUCGCAUUCCGCAUCCGCGAGCGCUGCAAGAAGUUGAAAGGUGUAACGCCGAUGCAUUUCUAUCUCGCCGCGUACCGUCUCCUACUAUCGCGUCUCUCCAAAGCCUCCGAUGUCGCCAUCGGAAUCGCCGACACCAACCGGUCUAGCAUCCAAGACAUCUCGACCAUGGGCUUCUUUGCCAACCUCCUACCCGUGAGAAUGGAUGCCUACGAGCCGGGACAGACCUUCGCCGACGAGCUAAUGGCCGUCAAAGAACGCGUGCGGCAGGCGAUGCAGCAUUCUCGGGUACCUUAUGGCGUUACACUCGACCGCUUAGGUCUUUGUAAAUCGGCCAGGCAGUUGGAGCACGCGCCCCUGUUCCAGGCUGUCUUUGACUACAGACAAGGCGCCGCAGAGACCGGACGGCUGGGCGAUGCAUCGUUCACCGAGAUCUGGGCUUCGCGAGAGCGGACACCGCAUGAUGUCGUUCUGGAAAUGUCCGACGACCCGGCGAAGGAUCCCCUCGUCACGGUCAAAUUGCAGAGCUACCUGUACGGCAAGGAUGAUCCCAAGGCAUUCUUGGAUGCUUACGAGAAGCUCCUGACCACCCUGUCCGAAAACGUCAAGUUGCGCUGUCAGGAAUAG
Molecule: messenger RNA, 8913 nt
Organism: Colletotrichum truncatum
Lineage: Eukaryota; Fungi; Ascomycota; Sordariomycetes; Glomerellales; Glomerellaceae
Source: RefSeq, a predicted model, not a curated record